CCUAUCGGUCUAGUUUUCUUCUCCAUAUUUCAACUGAGCAUACAGAGAUCAAAUACAGGCACUUUCCAUUAUUAUUUGGUGGAUCUUCCAUUGGUUGCACUGAGGCUACUACUGCUCGAAGAUGGCUAAUAACCAUCAGUAUCCUGGCAUUCAGCCAUUCCAGCAUCCUAAUGCUAGCUCCAUAGAUUUACCCCGAGGCUUUGCUCCACCCAUGAACUUUCAGUUUCAUCCUACCAUUCAAGCUCUCAGUCCUGAGCCAGUUGCUCGAUUGUCUUCUCAGAACUUUCAAUGUGUUGGCAGAGGUGGCACAGUAUUGAACAUUGGAUAUCCACCUCAAUCUUAUGCACCUCACCUUAUGUACAGACUCCAGAUAUUAGUAUGCCUGGCUUUGGUGGCCCUAGGCACUCUUUUCUUUUCCGGUUCAAGGGCACCACCUCAAGUCACUGGACCAAGCAGUCAUAGUCAGGCACAACAUAGAGCAUCUAUCAGCCAGACUACUGCACAAUCUUCUAUCCUGAAUCCGACAUUUGAACAACCAAAGAGAGCAGAUGCAAGAACUGACUGGAAAGAACAUUCAAGUCCUGAUGGAAGAAAGUAUUACUACAAUAAGAUUACGAAGCAAUCAACAUGGACAAUGCCUGACGAAAUGAAGAUUGCGCGUGAACAAGCAGAAAAUGCAUCUCUUCAAGGGCCUCAUGCAGAAGGCAUUAUUGAUGUUUCUAAGGUGCUGACUCGUUCUGAUACUGCAUCAACUGCAGCUCCGACUAGUCUACCAAGCCAAACUUCAACCUCUGAGGGCAGUGAGAAACUAGCUCUUACUUCUGAUUGGAAGCAGCCAGCUUCAGUUCCUGGAAGUUCUUCUCCAGUCGAAAAUGUUGAUCGAGUUCAGAUGAUUGCAGAUGAAACAUCACAAUUGUGUGAUACUUCGGAAACCGAUGGUCCUUCUGUCCCUGUGACUAAAACUUCUGCUGCUACAUUGGUUGAGAAGGAUGAAAUUUCGGUCGGGAACAAUGGAGAUUCAGAUGACAUGUCAGCUACAAACGCAAAUUGGGACUGGGCCAGAAGAAAGCCAAAACCUAUGGUGGAAAGUGAAAGAGUUGAGAGCCAAACGGAAGAAAAACAAAUUAAUCAAGAGAAUUUUUCCUUUAACAAUAAAUCGGAAGCUGGGGAUGUCUUCAAAUCACUUUUGAAAUCUGCCAAUGUUGGAUCUGACUGGACAUGGGAACAGGCCAUGAGAGAAAUUAUUAAUGACAGACGAUACGGUGCUCUGAGAACACUUGGAGAGCGGAAGCAAGCCUUCAAUGAGUUCUUACUUCAAACGAAAAGAGCAGCUGAGGAGGAAAGGCUAGCCAGACAGAGAAAACGGUAUGAAGAUUUUAAAAGGAUGUUAGAGGAAUGCGUGGAACUUACUCCUCCUACUCGGUGGAGUAAGGCUGUGACAAUGUUUGAAGAAGAUGAGCGUUUCAAAGCUCUUGAACGAGAAAAAGACCGUCGUAAUAUUUUUGAAGAUCAUGUCAGUGAGCUAAAAGAGAAGGAGCGUGUGAAAGCUCUUGAGGAUCGCAAGCGGAACAUAAUUGAAUACCGAAGAUUUUUGGAAUCUUGCAAUAUCAUCAAGCCUAAUAGUCAAUGGCGCAAAGUUCAGGACCGCUUAGAAGUGGAUGAAAGAUGUUCACGUCUUGAGAAAAUUGAUCAGCUAGAAAUCUUUCAGGAGUAUCUGCGUGAUCUGGAGAGAGAAGAAGAGGAGAAAAAGAAGAUACAGAAGGUCAAAGAUUUACCAGUAUAUUCAGCAAUUGCGUCGAACUCCUCUGGAGCUACUCCAAAAGACUUAUUUGAAGAUGCUGUUGAGGAUUUGAAAAAAAGGGUACUAGAUUAUUCUCAAUAGUUUACUUUCAAAAAUAUCAUGAAAGUGACUGUAAUCUGUUACAUGAUGAGAAAAACUGCUUUGCGGCUCUAGACUGAUUCCUUUUGAAAGACAGUAAUUUUCUUACUAAGUAGUUCUGGUAGCAUUAUUUUUCUAGGUUUAUGAAUACCACCAUAUACUCGUACUUUCUUUAAGAUUUACCACAGCUUCUGCAUACUGUAGGGUUUAAUGAAUUGAAGUUUAUUUA
Arabidopsis arenosa is the source of this 2108-nucleotide messenger RNA. The record is from the annotation of a GenBank genome assembly. Lineage: Eukaryota; Viridiplantae; Streptophyta; Magnoliopsida; Brassicales; Brassicaceae.